Molecule: messenger RNA, 6690 nt
Organism: Rhinolophus ferrumequinum (greater horseshoe bat)
Lineage: Eukaryota; Metazoa; Chordata; Mammalia; Chiroptera; Rhinolophidae
Gene: CDIN1
Product: CDAN1 interacting nuclease 1
Exons: 11
Coding region: 226-1071 (281 amino acids)
Biological process (GO): erythrocyte differentiation
Cellular component (GO): nucleus; cytoplasm
Source: RefSeq, a predicted model, not a curated record
CCAGGCAGGGCGAUCGGGUCCACAGCCCUCCCAGCGCCUCCGCGGAGCUGCCGGGUGAAACCCGCGCUGUGCAAGUAAGGGUGAAGGGCAAUAGGGGCAAACCAAGGAAGUCGAGGACCCAACGCCGUGCUGCUGUGUGCCCAUCCCUCAUCUCCCAGCACCAAGGCUGCUCGAGCUCAGGGUAUUUUUUACUUGUCCCUGCCACCUCCCAGACUCUGGCCCAACAUGAUACUGACUAAAGCCCAGUACGACGAGAUAGCCCAGUGCCUAGUGUCUGUGCCUCCCACCAGGCAGAGCCUGAGGAAGCUGAAGCAGAGGUUCCCCAGUCAAUCGCAGGCCACUCUGCUGAGCAUCUUCUCCCAGGAGUACCAGAAACAUAUUAAAAGAACACAUGCCAAACAUCACACGUCAGAAGCGAUUGAAAGUUAUUACCAGAGGUACCUGAAUGGAGUAGGGAAAAAUGGAGCUGCCUCAGUGCUCCUGGAGCUGGCCAAUGAGGUGGACUAUGCACCCUCAUUAAUGGCUCGGAUAGUACUGGAGAGGUUUCUACAGGAACACGAGGAAACUCCACCCUCCAAGUCUGUUAUAAAUAGUAUGCUGCGGGACCCUUCUCAGAUUCCAGAUGGAGUUCUAGCAAAUCAGGUCUAUCAGUGCAUUGUGAACGACUGUUGUUAUGGACCACUGGUGGACUGCAUCAAACAUGCCAUCGGUUAUGAGCACGAAGUCCUGCUGAGAGACUUGCUUCUAGAGAAAAACCUGUCCUUCCUAGAUGAAGAUCAGCUCCGUGCAAAGGGUUAUGACAAAACGCCAGACUUUAUUUUACAAGUACCAAUUGCUGUAGAAGGGCACAUAAUUCACUGGAUUGAAAGCAAAGCCUCAUUUGGUGAUGAAUGUAGCCACCACGCCUACCUGCAUGACCAGUUCUGGAGCUACUGGAAUAGAUUUGGGCCGGGCCUCGUCAUCUAUUGGUAUGGAUUUAUCCAGGAGCUAGACUGUAACCGGGAGAGGGGCAUCCUGCUCAAAGCCUGUUUCCCCACAGACAUCGUCACCUUAUGCCAUAGCAUAGCUUGACCCUGAUGAUCCUGGAAGAGAAGCUGGGAGGAAAAGGUGAAUCCGGAAGCAAUUUUACUUUCCUGCAGCGUCAACUCCUGGCAACAUCUGCCCUGAACUCCAGCUGAACUCUUCUGCCCGUGGUCACACCACUACCUCUUUAGACAAACAUAUCAAGAGUUUCUGUUUUCCUUCAUCCCUUGCUGAUGUGAACAGCCAAGAACUACAGACACAACCCACUCAUUAUCAGCAUUUCUGUCUCUGUCAAACAGUUAGUUUAUAGAUAGUCAUAAUCUUUCUUCCUUCCGGAUGGUUUCUCCUUGAAUACUGAACAAAAGAAAAAAUGUGGAGACUGAAAGGUGUGAUUUUUCAAUUCUCCUCCCAGUUGCCGAAUCACCCUCUUAUUAUUUUUUUUUCCUAAGCCUCCAUUCAUUCUCUCUCCCUCCCGCUUUCCCUUCAUGUACACUCACAGAUACCCAGCAUUGCAUUAUCGUCAUGGAAUAAUCGAGCACACGCCCAACAAAGCUGAAGACAUCAAGUCUGAAACGAAAUGUCCCGCCUCACCUGCAGGACUCCCAGUAAACCUCAAGUAUAGCCUGUGCCGUAUGCUUGUUUUGUCCAGUCUUUACGGUUUCCUGACUGCCAUGGCAUUAAGCCAAGCUGAAAAAUAUACUUGAUGAGAAUUUCCUCUUUUUUUAUAAUACUUAUUUGAACACCAAACCUUUUCCAUUUAUCUCAUUUGAAAGUAUUAGUUACAUCGUGUCUGGAAAGCAUACUCCUGCAUUGGACUGGGGGCUGAGGAGAGACGAUUGAAGCUCGGUGCCAGCUUUGACAAGAGUUUAUUUUUAAACAUGGCUAGUUGUCAGUAUGUUUGAUAGUACUUUUAUGAGUAAAAAUUUUUUAAAGCACAUUCUGUACACUGCUUUUUAUCUGCGUUUUAUACCACAUAAUUAUAUAACAUUCAAAUAAUUUAGGCAUUAGAAAUGUUCAGCUUUGAAUAAGUGAAGUGUACUGGAAAUAAACCUAGGGCAAUUUUCAAUAAGCAAAAUAAAGGAGAGUUUAUAUUCGUUCACUUUAAUUUAUUCACUUUUUAUGCCGCAAAUCAAAUUUCAAUCUGAAGCAAAACAUCAAUAAAUUCAUUAUAAACCUAUCUUUGGGGAAGUUAAAGAUUAAUCUAUACCCAAAAAUGUAUUUAGUAAAGUAUUUGCCCCCAUAUUGACAAAACAUUAUUAAUGACUUUUAUAAUGUUGAAUUGGUGAGCUUGGAAAUAUUAAUAAAAAUGUACGUUUUUAUAAACACGUUUAAGUUAUGUAUACAUUGCUCAGUUCUUUCAAAAGACUAAAUAUGCCCUUAGUACUUUGUUCAUUUUGUACCUAAUAAGGUUUCUAAACGUCUACCUAUUGCUUUUCCUUUUGUAGGACCCAAACAUGUCAUGUCUGAACAUGUGGAUUUUAACUCUGCUGAGGGUUGCAUUAAACAGAGAGAGAGAGAGAGAGAGAGAGAAUGAAAUUAUAAGGAGGUAUCAGGCAAACUUCUGUUUUAGUGUAAAGUGUAUCAUGCAGGUAUUAUGAGUGAAAUAGAAUGAUUUGAAACCACUGCUAUUGUCUUCAUACAUGCACACAAACACACAGACACACACACACAGGCCUUAAACAAAACUGUUGUUAAAAGCAGUUUUCAUGGCAAGCUCUAAAAUGCUUUUUCUUCUUUAGGAAUAAAUUACAUUUAUCUGCACAGAUGUUGAAAACUGUUAAACCCUUGUCAAGGGUUUGUUUGUUUUACAUUAAACAAAUUUAUGAUGAGAGUGCACAGAUAAAUUAAAAUAUAAAAGAGUUGCUUGCAUUUCGUCGUCAUUCUUCUACCUGGUGCCCUGACAUAAUGUGUUAUGAGAAGCUAUUGGUGUUCUCCUCCGCCAAAGGCACCACCUCCUUUUAUGAAUAAGGUUUUAAAAUUGGGCUCUUAAAAGUGGGAAAGAAACCAGCAAUAAACUGUACAUACUAUGAUAAAGUUACAAGUUAUUCAGAACUAAGCUUUUUCCCACAUAAGAACUAAUGUGAUUAUUAUAUCUACUACUUUUUGUUGGAGGGUUGUGGGGGGAAGAGAGCAAUGUUCCCAAAUUGGAAGCUUAGAGCUUCCUUGUUCUUUUCCUUUUAUGUUAGAAAUACGUAUCUAUGUUAUAUCUAUGUGUGUUGUUUGUUUCCUUGUUUGUUUGUUUUUUAGUUUAGACAGUAUAAACAUCAGCCCUGGAAAGUAGACAUGGGAUGACAACUUUUUUUUAUUACUGUCGUCAUUAGAUCAUGAACAUUAAAGCCAGAUCUUGUUUUAUGGAGCUCUCUGCAAACCGUGCUAAUGAAUUAUGCCAACCCAGAAAGCAGGCAUGUGUGUAAAACGUAAAACUAAAUGAUGUUCUCUCUGGCAUAUAUAGACUUGCCAAGCAUCUGCUCUCACAAACAAAUAAGAGACCCUGUUUGAAGCAUGGCAGGGGACCAGCUCAGAGCAAAGCUGAUCCAGCACUGAUAUUUAAAGUGAUUUCAUAGACUCCUUUCCCCAUCUCAAACCACCGCCCCGCACAACAACAACAACAAAAAAAGAUAAUGAAAAUCGUCGUUAUCUUUUGCCUUCUAGUGAGGUAUAUGUCAACUCUUCUAAAGACUCCUGAAAUCACAUACAAAAGGGAAGGUUCAGGGGUCCAAAGUAGAAAGCAGGAUCUCCGGGGGAAAUAAUUUUCUUUUAACCGUAGGUGUGUGUCCCUGCUCAUUAUCAGCAAGGCUUGAUUCCACCCUGGAAAGGAUGAUGAAUUGUUACUCUUUGGGGUGUGCAUUAACUCAUGGAACCCGCCAGGGGAUUUGCUUGGAGCCCUGGAUGAGGUAAUCCACUAAAUGAUCCCCGGUGGGUCACAGUAAUUAAUGCCCAAGUGAACAGUUAAUUCACUUGCUUCUCAUGGAGGAGCUACACCCAUUGUUUCCCUUCCUUUCUGGAACCAGCAUACCUUAGAUGUCUGCACUUUUCACCUGCUCCCUGCUCCAAACCUGGUGUUUCGAUGGAAUUAAUCUUGACUGCUUUCGUCUCUUCACUUCCCACCUCUUCUCGGCCAUCUGCCCCUUCACUAGCUUUUGCCAGUUUCCUCCCACAUGGACAUGUAUUCUACACUUUGUCACUCCUCCUUGACUCCUUUCUCUCUCUCGAAAAUGAUCCCAGACCAAAAUUCAUCCCAUCUAAGUCCUCUGAUCCAUCUGUCUUCGGAGUGGAAGUUGGGGGUAUGGAGAGAGCAAUUGACGUGUUCUGUUUGGGGAAAAGCAUGCCUAAACAUCCUCCACAUGCUGAAAUAUUCAAGGUCCUCUGGGCACCUGAAAGAUCACAAAACUUUUAACUAAGAUAACAAGAUUUCACAGGGUCAACUAUGGUAUGGUAGGAGAGUUAGGCCGUCGGUAAAUGUUUUGGCAAAAGGAGCCAAAAGAACGUGUGAGGUUUACAGCUACUCUCAGCCUGAGUGGUGCCGUUCAGCUGAUUAAAACUACAAAUUAAUAUAGUAAAAUGCCCUUAUGAUUUAGUUAGCGGCACACUUCUAGCUGGUUCAUCUCAGGGGCAGCUUGCCAUUUUUCCUGUGAUCAGAUGGGAGCAAGUUGCCUCAAAGCAUUAACUAUUUUGUGACAAGGAUGGGAGGAGACAAUCUCCAUUAGGGUUAAGGAACAAAGCAAGCUUAACUAGAGAGGAAGCCAAAAGGUAAACAAUGCGAGUUUGCCUGCAGCGUCACCAGUUAGAGAAGCACCUCUCUGAACCUGUCUGUGAAGUCGCUCUUAGGAAGGGUGGAAGAGGACGGCCUGGGUCAUCUAAUUGUGUUACCCAAAGCUAACCUCCCAAUGUAUAGUAGCCAUGGUCUGAACCUGUUUGAUUAAUAACAUGCCUGGAUUCCAAAGAUUAAAUAAGGAAGAUGGAAUUAGGAAUUAAAUAAUAACAAGAACAGUGUGGGUUCCCCUUGUGUUUUUCACUUUCCUGCUAUUGUUUUGAAUAUGGCUGUGAGACAAAGAGCUGCUUAGGUCAAGCCCUAUAAAUUACAGUUUUCAUACAAUAGUAAUCCACUAAAAUGAUUUCAAAGCUUGAUCAAAGUACUUCAAAAAGACUUUUAAAACUUUUCCACAGUACAGGGGGAGGGGAAAUGCUCAUUUGAUGCCUUAAUUUUUUCAGUCACUAUAGCAAAGUUCUAUCUUGGCGUCAUACCUACUUUAUAUAAAAUCCAACUCAUUAAAUCUAACUUGUUCUUAUUGUUGUUUCAUGUCUAAGGAAAAGGGAUUUAUGUUUCCAUCUAGUUAAUUGGAACAACUUAAUUUUUGGAGUCACUUGUAUUAUAAGAAAAAGAUACUGUAGUAUCAUUUUAAAAUAAGUAUAAUUUGACAGUAUUUAAUUACGCUACUCAAGGUAUGAAAGGCUGUCUAAUUCCCUGUGCUUAGAAUAAAAUGGGUAUCCGUGGGUUUCUGUGGCAUUUUGAUAAUAAUUGUGGCAACAGAUACAUUUAGUUUUUCUCUUUCUUUUUCCCUCGCCACUUGAAUUUCUCUGGAGCUGUCUAAUUGCAUAAGCAAGGACGGUGGGGAGUACCCCCGUGAUUGCAAAGCUAAGCAAGUUGUAGGCCCAACCAUAUAUAAAGAUAGUCUGGACCGCUGCAGCAAUGUCAGGCUCAGCAUAGACCCAAGGUACGAUGUCAGGGUAAUUUCUAUUUUUUAAAAGAAAGGUCAUUUUGAAAUGCUGACAUGAAAUAUAACCAAGUCAAUUAAGUAAUAACAAUUGAAGUUCAGGGUUUAAUUGAGGGCUGAACAUGAAGACAAUGACCAUUAACCUAAAAUGGUCAUGAAUUCCCCUGGAAACUGACUGCCUUGGUUAAAAGUACUUCUAGAAUCACUAGCAUUUUCUUUUUUUUUUUUUUUUUAAAUGUUUUGUCAUUUUUAUAUUCAACAGAUACAUUCACAAGUAACAAUUUACUGGGUCUAUAGUAGACUUUCUAUUUCAUUUUAUUUCUCUGUCAUUUUAAUUCAGAUAUUGUUUAGAUAAUCAAAACUACUUCUGCAGGAAACCAUAGUUUUAUAAGUAAACCAAAAGAUGUGAGCACCCUUUAUUUGUCCCACAUUUAUCUCAAUUGUUGACUUAUUUCUUUCUGUAGUUGUUUAAUGGCAAAAUUUCCGAUUAGAUUGUAACGUAACGUAGAGUAGAAACUGUAUUUAUCUUGUUCACUGCUCUGUUCCCCAGUAGCUAACAGAGUUCCUGGCACAGAGCAGGUGUUCAAUAAAUGUUGAAUGAACCAGUGAGUGACUGUUAAAUUUAUAUUAAAUGUGUUCUCACUCACUGGCAUUAAAGAAGUAAUUGGUACCUUUUAACUGUUUCUUAUUUUCUUCAGCUGCAAAUUGGGUGUAUGUACUGGAAUCAGAGGAAAGCCAUCAUAUACGACGAGUAUGUUGUUGUUAAUUAAGGGAUUAAUUACUUUAGAAACCCACAAAAUCUGAAAUACAGCAGAUUCAUCAACCAGAUUAUUUUAGGAUGCAUAUACUGUUUGAAAAGGAAAUCAUGUAAUUUCAUUGAGUUUGUCUUAAUCUUAGAACAUUGUUGUUUAUCUAGUAUAUUGCUAAAUAAACUAGAACAUGUAAAAUCUUA